Molecule: messenger RNA, 2233 nt
Organism: Prorocentrum cordatum
Lineage: Eukaryota; Dinophyceae; Prorocentrales; Prorocentraceae
Source: the annotation of a GenBank genome assembly
UGCACAGCGCAGCCAGCUGUCAACUGCCAGUCGCGACGAGCUCGUCGUGGACGGCGUGUGUGCCCUGAGCCUGCUGUAGAUCGCCGCUACCGCGAGGCCGAAUCUGGGAUCUGCGCGAAACUUGGAGCAGCCAAGCCUCAUCGCAGGUCUUCGGGUAGCCAGGACCUCUGCAGGAACGGGUCAGUAGUCCUAUGUGGCGAUCCAAUGAAGGACGAUCGCUUGCUGGUCCAUGCCCCGCACGAUACCGAAGCGGUGGUCGCCAGUCGCACUGCUGUCCUGCAGCUGCACGAGCCAGCCCCCAGACCAACUGGGGCCGCGGAAACCCCGUCCCCCAACCACGCCACGCGCGGACCACCUGAUCCAACUCGCCCGCCUGGCCGUUGACAAUGCGUCCCGGGGCCUCCCUGCCAGACAGCUCGGCCAGCAGCGCCGCCGCCUCGGGCGGCCCGCAGAGCGCGACGAAGGUCGUGGCGCCCAUCGGAACGUGGCAGUCCCCGCACUGCUUGGCGCCUCGCACGAAGGCCGCGGUGGCGUCGAGAUCAAGCUGAGGCAGGAGUCGGGUGAGGUCGAGUGGGAGCGGGCGGGCCUGGGGCCGCACGAAGGCCCUCUCCUGGAGGUGCCCCUCGGCCUGGAGCUGCGCAGGCGUGAGCUCCGCGUACUCGAGCAGCAGAACUUCGGUGCGGCACGGGCCGUACACGCGGUGAUCAUAGCCUCCGACGUACAAGCGCCUGGGCGGAUCCUAGGCAGUGCCGUGGCUUUUGCCCCGAGCUGCUCGGGGCCGCGGACCAGUGCCAGGUCGCAGGGCACCGGCGCCUCGCCAAGCAUGCCUUGGAGCCUCGCCGCCGUCCGGCGCAGCAACUCUGGCGGGGCGGCGCACGGCCAGCCAGGCUGCCACGCCCUGCUGGAACAGAUCGCCCCCGAUCCGAGGCCAUCUGCGGAGGCCGUGCCAGAGGAGCUCGGGCGCGCCGCGGCCGUCUCCAGCCGGAUCUGGAGCGCGCGGCGGGCCGCGAGCAAGCCCUGCCGAGCGCUGUCCAGCCUGUCGCCCCACAGCCGAGCAGCGAUAUCGGUGCCCGAGGAAGCAUCCAAGAGUGCUACCAGUUUUGCCCCGGGGUGGUCCGUCACACGUCAGCGCAGGGCCCGCCCGUGCCCGGCUCGCGCGGCGGGGCGCCGCCCACGGCUGCGUCGUCGGCGACCCGCUGCAGCUGCAGGAUGUGGUAGCCGCUCCAGCCGAGCAUAGUGCGGCGAACCUCCUCGAAUUCUAUCCAUGCACUUGGGCGCUGGCCCUUCCGCGCUGUCAGCACCUGCCUGCGCUGCGCGGCAGGGCGGUCGCCCUCUGGCUGCUCGGUCCACUCCCGCCACGCGAAGAUCAGCGCGUAGUGGUUGGUCAAGUGGAAGAGCAAGACCGAGCUGGGAGAGCUGAACGCGGCCUUCAACGCGUCCCACUGCUGGUCGAUCGAGGACUGCGUGUCCCCCUUGCUCAGGGGCGCGACCAGUCCUCGCAUGGAUCCCUUGCGGCCCAUCAAGCAGCGCACCCGCACGGUCCCCAAGCCGCGCGCCUCCGCGAGAUCCUGCGCGGCCUGCUUGAUGCCCCAGGUCCCGACCUCGGAGGUGUUCGGUUUCUGCGCCCUCAGCUUGAACACGGCCUUCCUCUUCGUCAGCAGCUCCUGCAGCUCUUUCUUCCAGUCCGGCCCGCCCGCAAGCUGGACCAGAGCAGACUCCUGCGGCAGCUGCGUGCCGCCGCCGGCGCCCUCGACCUCCUCCUCCUCCUCCGCGUCGCCCUCGUCCGCGAGGCCGUCGGCCUCCCUCCCCGAGUCCUCGCCCAGCACCUCGCCCAAUGCGGCGAACACGCUCCGGCGCAGUGCCGCGGCCUCCGCCGCGAUCGCGCACUCUUUCGCCGCGGCCCCGUCAGUGAGCCGCUCCGCGACGGCCCCCUCCGCGCCCUCCGCGGGGUGGUCCGCGGCUCUUUGGGCGGGCCGCUCUGCGGCGACGGCCUCCGCAGAAGGCGCGCCGUCGGCGGGCCGCUCUGCGGCAGCCUGUUCCGCGCCCUCCACGGGCUGGUCCGCAGCGGCCCCAUGGGCGGGCCGCUCCGCGGCGGCGACCUCCGCUGUCGGCGCGCCGUCUGCGCCGGGCGCCUCGCCCGUGGGCCGCUCGGUGCUGCGUGCGCCGCCCGCCGCGGCGGACGCCGCACGCAGCACCGCGCGCGAGGCGCGCAUCGCGGCAGGCUUGGUGACCG